This is a messenger RNA of Vitrella brassicaformis, 1641 nucleotides long. Lineage: Eukaryota; Vitrellaceae. The record is from the annotation of a GenBank genome assembly.
CUAAGGCAUAGUCGUCCGCCUCCUGCCGCUGGCGAGCCGUGAGGGGUGCUUGUUGUUGGCCACUCGGAGGGACAGCAGGUGGUGCCGCGUGUGCCGUGUUGGUUGGUGCAGGUGCUGCCGCAGUGGCCGUCCGCACCUGCUGCGGAUGUCGCGGAGGUCGUAAAUGGUGCGCACAUCAGCCUCUGCAGUCUCGCGCCUGAUUGACAGCCCAAAAAAUACACACAUGAGAGGAGAGAGCCAAGGGUGGCUUGCCUGCACAAUCCACAGACAGCUGCGCGGCGGUCAUGAGGAUGGUUGCGAAUGAGCUCCCGAACACACUGUACGCAGCAACCACACGACAUGAGACACUUGCUCACAAAGGAGAAAAGCAGUCUGUGCGUACCUCCCUGCAGCCCGAGUGACCUGGUAGACACAGACAGACAGAUUGGUGACACCCAUCCUCCCACCCAGCCCCCACUAACCGCAUUCGAGCGAUUGAGGAUCCCCGUUGGUACCCACAGAGCGCAAACACACAAAACACGGGGGAAAGUGCAACCUCACGCGAGAUCUGCAGCAACGGAUACGGGAGUCAAGGAUCCACCUAUAUAUGAGUGUCACCCCGUGGAAGCCUCCUCCCCUGAUCGGGCAUUUCUUAAAACGUCCCAAAUGUGCCGAAAAAUAUUUAGAAAUCGGCAAGUAGGCGAAAAAUAUUUAAAACAAAUGAGGAGAAAUUCUAAGAACUUUAGGCGAUGACCGGGGGAGGGGGGGGCGGAAAUGUUAUUUAGAGGCUUGUUUUAGGUAUUUCGAGGCUUGUUUCAGCCAUUGAAAACACGUUUAAACCCUCUUCACUUCACCACCUCCAAACCAGCCAUCUCCAUUUUAAAACGACCCAAACCCCGCAAAAAAUCGAAGGAGUAAUUUUAAACAAUUGCAAAUAAAAACAAAAAAGGGGAGUAAUUUUAAAAAAUUUCAAAUACAAGGGAGGAGGCUUCCACGGGGUGAUGAGUGUCUGUCGCUCACCCCACUGCCAGUGACACUAUCGACAUCAGAAAUGACCGGAAAGAGGAGAAUUCGAAGGAAGGAAUAAGGGUACGCUAUUCCUGCUGGAAGUUUCGCCUUUCUAAGCUUGCAAAGUUGGACGCUGCUAACGUCAGGAAAGGCCUCAGACAGCCGACACUGACUCAGAUCCCAGCGAAAACUCAUUCGGGCAGGGAGGCAAGCUGGUAGAAACAAGCAUCGUUCGCGCACAAGCGCCUGAAGGGAGAUUACGGUUGGUUCAUUGCAGCCGAUCGACAGAACUAUACAUAUGCAUGUGAGAGAAACGAAGACACACGACAACAACCCCCUCAUAGACAGACAGACGCUCACUUAAUGGCCUCCUUCCCCUCCCACCAUACAGACCACACACCAUCAACAAUCCCUUACAGCACACCGACACCAUGAGUGGCCAAUCACACAGACAGCACAUUUCCUCCUUCCCUCAAAACCAAAGCGCACAGUCAGCCAGGCAAUGAGUGAAGAGCCCCCGGCCACACACAUCAAUGUGUGACACACACAGCCGCCCCCACUCAUUUGUGUGUGUGUGCACUCUCUCCUACUCUAUGCUGAUCAAACGCAGCUGAACGUAGGGGGGAUCAUACAAGUCGGGCACUUUGAUCUGCC